AGAUGGUCAACGUCUUGAAAGGAGUGCUUAUAGAAUGUGACCCUGCCAUGAAGCAGUUUCUGCUCUACUUGGACGAGUCCAAUGCCCUGGGGAAGAAGUUCAUCAUCCAGGACAUUGAUGACACGCAUGUCUUCGUAAUAGCGGAGCUGGUUAACAUCCUCCAGGAGCGAGUCGGAGAACUGAUGGACCAGAACGCUUUUUCUCUGACCCAGAAGUGAACGUGAUUCUCCGGCUGCAGGCGAGCGGCGGGAGAGAGCCCAGGCGGGCCUCCGAGGGGCGUGCUCGGAAGGGGCAGAGGAUCGUGGUUCAGGGAAAAAGGCCUGGAACAGAUUUUCUUGUGUGUGUUGUGUUUUUUUUGUUUUUUUGGUUUUUGUUUUUCCAGAAAAACCUUUACCAGUUGGCUGUAGUUGGACUUUAGUAUCCCUAUUAAAAGAAUAUAAAU
Sorex fumeus (smoky shrew) is the source of this 442-nucleotide messenger RNA. RefSeq names its product general transcription factor IIH subunit 5. Bases 3 to 218 code for a protein of 71 amino acids. The record is from RefSeq and is a predicted model, not a curated record. Lineage: Eukaryota; Metazoa; Chordata; Mammalia; Eulipotyphla; Soricidae. Gene Ontology annotation, cellular component: transcription factor TFIIH holo complex; transcription factor TFIIH core complex. Gene Ontology annotation, biological process: transcription initiation at RNA polymerase II promoter; nucleotide-excision repair; nucleotide-excision repair, preincision complex assembly. The transcript has a single exon.